Engraulis encrasicolus (European anchovy) is the source of this 1177-nucleotide messenger RNA. RefSeq names its product procathepsin L-like. The coding region runs from base 47 to 1021 and encodes 324 amino acids. Gene Ontology annotation, biological process: immune response; positive regulation of apoptotic signaling pathway; positive regulation of peptidase activity. The transcript is spliced from 8 exons. Gene Ontology annotation, molecular function: cysteine-type endopeptidase activator activity involved in apoptotic process; cysteine-type endopeptidase activity. Lineage: Eukaryota; Metazoa; Chordata; Actinopteri; Clupeiformes; Engraulidae. Gene Ontology annotation, cellular component: lysosome. The record is from RefSeq and is a predicted model, not a curated record.
GGCAACAUCUCAUCAGUAGCUGAUCCGUUCUGUCGUGUGCUGCAUCAUGAAGUGGUUGAUUGUAGCAGCUGCCUGUCUGGCUGUAGUGAGCUGUUCUCUGGACCAGGAGUUCAACGAAUGGAAAGACAAAUUCGGAAAGUCCUAUCCUUCCCUUGAGGAGGAGGCACAUCGUAAAGGCCUUUGGCUCGCCAACCACCAGAAGAUCCAGGCUCACAACCAGCUGGCUGAUCAGGGUGUUCACUCUUACCGCCAGGGCCUGAACCAGUUUUCCGACAUGGAUCAUGAGGAAUUCCGUCAGACUGUUCUGACAAAGAUGGACCUGCCUAAGGCCCCUGCUGCCUCCGAGCCUUUCAGGGCCCCUGAUAAUGUAGGUCUUGCUGCCUCUGUGGACUGGAGGACUUAUGGCUGUGUUACUCCUGUCAAGAACCAGGGCCAGUGUGGAUCCUGUUGGUCCUUCAGUGCAACAGGUGCUUUGGAGUCCCACACCUGCAUCAAGCAUGGCAAUCUGCCCUCUCUGAGUGAACAGCAGCUGGUGGACUGCACUGGACCUUAUGGAAAUUAUGGCUGCAAUGGCGGUUGGCCUGAUAACGCUUUCCAGUAUGUGAAAAAUAACGGAGGCAUCGAUUCUGAGUCCUACUACCCCUAUCAGGCCCGGGUUGGCACUUGCCACUACAACAGCGCAUAUAGUGCUGCCACCUGCUCCGGAUAUCAAGAUGUGACACCCAGAGGCAGUGAGGCAGCUCUCCAGUAUUACGUCGCCAAUGUGGGACCCCUGUCUAUUUGUAUUGAUGCUACUGCCUGGCAGAGCUACCAGUCUGGUGUCUUCAACUAUCCUUCCUGCAGCCAAACUCCUGAUCAUGCUGUGCUGUUGGUUGGCUACGGAACAUCCAAUGGUCAGGACUACUGGCUGGUGAAGAACAGCUGGGGUACCUGGUGGGGAGAGCAAGGAUACAUCAUGAUGGCCAGAAAUGCCAACAACCAGUGUGGCAUUGCAAAUCAUGCCUCUUACCCUCUCGUCUAAUGUCAUGCACGUGGAUGGGCCAGAGUCCAGGCUUCACCAGCUGCUGGGACCAUGGCAAUUGGAAGCAACAUGCUGUUAAUGGUGUAGUUCAAAGACGAUACGACGUAUAAAAUAAUGAAACUAAUAUCAAUAAAAUUUGCUUUGAUAUAGAAUUUA